AAUCCAGGGCCCAAAGUUUCCGUUAUAAACCCCCCUACACCCUCAUCCCUCUGUAACCACCAUCCAACAAACAAACCAACCAACCAACAACCCAUCAUCCAAACACAUGAAGGAACUUAUAAACAACGACUACCAACUCACCGACGAGAUCGGCCGAGGCCGCUUCGGAAUCGUCUACCGCUGCUACUCCACCAUCACCGGCGACUCAUUCGCCUGCAAAUCCAUCGACAAACGCCUCCUGUCCGACCCCACUGACCGCGAGUGCCUCCAGAAAGAACCAAAAAUCCUCCACAUCCUCGGCGGAAACCCCAACAUCGUCCAGAUUCAUCGUCUUUACGAAGAUGAGAAUCAUCUUCACAUGAUCAUUGAUCUCUGCGAAUCUCCAGACCUCUUCGACCGCAUCGCCGCACGUGGAGGUGUUUUUUCUGAACCCGAAGCAGCGUUGAUCUUCUCGCCGUUAAUUUCUUCCAUUGGAUAUUGCCAUCGGUUGGGGAUUGCGCACAGGGAUAUAAAACCGGAUAAUAUAUUGUUUGAUUGUAGGGGGAAUUUGAAGCUGGCGGAUUUUGGAUCUGCUGAGUGGUUUGGGAUGAAUGAGAGGGGGGUAAUGACUGGAGUUGUUGGGACUCCGUACUAUGUUGCGCCAGAGGUUUUGUCUGGCAGGGAGUAUAAUGAGAAAGUUGAUGUAUGGAGUGCGGGUGUUAUCUUGUAUGUAAUGUUGGCUGGAGUUCCGCCUUUUUAUGGCGAAACUCCAGCUGAUACUUUUGAGGCGGUUUUACGAGGGAAUUUACGAUUUCCUCCGAAGAUUUUUAGGUCUGUUUCUCCUGAAGCUAAGGAUUUGUUGAAGAAAAUGUUGUGCAAAGAUGUGUAUAGACGAUUUUCUGCGGAACAAGUACUGAGGCAUCCGUGGGUUGUAAGUGGAGGCGAAACUCGAUCUAUGGCGGAUCUAACCUAGACGAAAGCGGGUUCGAACUUGUGGAGGUGGAAUCAACACUGGUUUUUUCAUCUGUUGAUUUUAGUCCUUGAUGAUGAAUCAACAGAAAGAAAGAGAGCGGAAGUUCAAUGAAUCUUUUGAAGUUGAGGAUGUUUGCAUUUUUUUUUCUACUUGUUUUCCUUUUUUUUUUUAAUCUAGAUGAUGAUUCUUGUUAUUCUCCCACUAGUAUAUUUGGGGAAUGAAUGAAUCAAGUAGAAAAUCUUGUAAAUAUCGUGAAUAUUUAGUGAGCUAAAAUGAGUGAAGUGCUGGUGUAAAUGAUAAUGUCCUCAUCCCUGUUUUCCUUUGAAUUUGAAUAAGAGUGUUAUAACUUAUAAAUAUCCUUUGUGAAGGUUA
Molecule: messenger RNA, 1324 nt
Organism: Helianthus annuus (common sunflower)
Lineage: Eukaryota; Viridiplantae; Streptophyta; Magnoliopsida; Asterales; Asteraceae
Product: phosphoenolpyruvate carboxylase kinase 2
Exons: 2
Coding region: 107-952 (281 amino acids)
Biological process (GO): intracellular signal transduction; protein autophosphorylation; peptidyl-serine phosphorylation
Cellular component (GO): nucleus; cytoplasm
Molecular function (GO): calcium/calmodulin-dependent protein kinase activity; calcium-dependent protein serine/threonine kinase activity; ATP binding
Source: RefSeq, a predicted model, not a curated record